Messenger RNA from Oryzias melastigma (Indian medaka), 2229 nucleotides. It is a transcript of the gene pyroxd1, whose product is annotated as pyridine nucleotide-disulphide oxidoreductase domain 1. The record is from RefSeq and is a predicted model, not a curated record. NCBI's taxonomy places the organism in Eukaryota, Metazoa, Chordata, Actinopteri, Beloniformes, Adrianichthyidae. Gene Ontology annotation, molecular function: oxidoreductase activity; flavin adenine dinucleotide binding. The transcript has 13 exons. Bases 232 to 1728 code for a protein of 498 amino acids.
CGCGAUACUUUCUUGCCGGCGUACAUGUGACGUCAGUGCAAGAAAGUACCCAGCAUACACCGCGCAGCACUGCGUGUGUGUUCCUCCUGCUGUUCGUCAACAGGACUAUAUUUUGAUACUCAUUUAUUAUGUAUUUGACAUAUUUAGACAAGACCAGAACGUGUUUUUCAAGGGCGGGACGUUUCCUGUGGCGCCAGACGUCCCGGUAACUGUAGCAGGUCCGUGUGGAUCAUGGCAGGUGAAAGAGAGAAAACAUUCCAGUUCGUGGUCGUUGGAGGCGGGAUUGCCGGCGUGACAUGCGUGGAGCAGCUCUUCACGCAGAUUCCGUCUGCAGACGUGGCUUUGGUCACAGCGAGCCCGCACAUUAAGGCCGUGACGAACCACAAACAGGUGUCGAGAACUGUAGAGGAGUUUGAUGUGGAGGAGCGGCCGCCCAGCGUGUUGGAGGAGAAGUUUCCUACUCUGUCUGUCAUCCACUCAGCUGUCAAAUCUCUUCACGCACAGUCACACUGUGUAGAGACUGAAGAUGGUCGAGUGUUUGGUUAUGGGAUGCUGUGUAUCUGCAGCGGAGGACGACCGAAGCUUCUGACACGAGGCAGCCCUCAUGUGCUGGGGAUACGGGACACAGACAGUGCCCAGGAGUUUCAAAAGUGUUUAUCCAAAGCCAAGAGAAUUGUUGUCGUUGGAAACGGAGGAAUUGCCUUGGAGCUAGUGUAUAAAGUGGAGGGCUGUGAGGUGAUUUGGGCUGUGAAGGACAAAGCCAUCGGGAACACUUUCUUCGAUGCAGGAGCAGCGCAGUUCCUCAUCCCGUCACUAGAGGCCGACAAACCGCAGGAAGCUGCUCCCUGCAAGAGGCCUUGCUACACCACAGAGGAACCUGGAGGGGUGCAGACCUUCACAGCAGAUAGAAAUGUACACAAGCAUGGGGGUUCAGCAAACCCCGGGAGUGCUCUGGGUCCAGACUGGCAUCGAGGAAUAGUUCUCCGCGGAGCAGAGCAGGUGUCCCGCAGAGUGUCAGUGGAAUACCAGUGUGAGGUGGUGAAGAUCUACACCCCAGAGGAGCUUCUCCAUUCUGCAGAGCAAACGCUGAAACCUGAGAGUGCGGGAUCCUGGCCGGUUUACAUCCAGCUGACUAACGGCAAGACGUUUGGCUGUGACAUCAUCGUCAGCGCCACCGGUGUCGUUCCAAAUACCGACCCUUUUCUACCUGGCAACUCUUUUGCGCUGGCUGAAGAUGGUGGUCUGCAGGUGGACGACCAUAUGAUGACGUCAGAGCCAGACAUUUAUGCUGCAGGAGACGUGUGCACUGCAUGCUGGGAACCCAGCCCUCUGUGGCAUCAGAUGCGUUUGUGGACGCAGGCCCGUCAGAUGGGCUGCUACGCCGGCCGCUGCAUGGCGGCUCGCUUCCUCUCAGAACCUGUUGAGAUGGAUUUCUGCUUUGAGCUCUUCUCGCACCUUACCACGUUUUUUAACUACAAGGUCGUUCUGUUGGGGAAGUUCAAUGCUCAGGGACUGGGCUCUGAUCACCAGCUACUCCUGAGAUGCACCAAAGGCCAGGAGUAUGUCAAGGUGGUCCUGAGUGGAGGGAGGAUGGUGGGAGCAGUUCUGAUCGGGGAAACAGACCUAGAAGAGACUUUUGAAAACCUGAUCCUCAACCAGAUGGACCUGACUCCCUAUGGAGAAGAGCUGCUCAACCCCAACAUCGAUAUAGAGGAUUAUUUUGACUGAGCACUGCCUAGAUCACAGGAUCCUGAAGAAGGACUCCAAAUGGAUCUCCAUCUCCAAGAAGUCGGUUCAGGACUGAUGGGUUCUGAGGAGCUGAACAUUGAUGGAUGAUGGGUUGUUCUGGUUCAUAUCUUUGUAAUACUCAAUUAUUUUUAGAAGGAAUUAUUUAAAAUGAGUACUUUCUUGAAUGAUAAUCAUGUUUUACUCAUUUCCACCAUCAAAGUGGAUUGAAAACAUCCAGAUUCCUCCACAGUGGCUCAUAGUUGAAGGGAACCCUUGAUGAUUUUCUUUUGCUGCUGCUUACUUUGAAUGUUUUUCUGCUAAGGUUUGACUCAAAUUAUAUUCAAACUUUGUCAAAUGUAAUCAAAACAAUCCAGUGCAAUAUAAAAACCUCAUGCUAGUGGAAAACCUACAGAGCCCCUAAAGAGACAUCAAAAGUUUAAAAAAGCUGUUACCAUCUGUUGAGCACCAAAUACUAACUGGCAAAACGAAGUGGUCAUUUCA